AUGUCGACCUUUAAUCGGCAAGCGAGUGCGAGCGGGAUACGGCGUGCGCCGUCUGUCGUGAGCACGCCGGUGCACAACGCGCACAGCUACGUCGCGGCGCGCCCCCCGCCCCCCCCCGCUGCGCCUCCCCUGACGGAGGACCAGCUGUCGGAGAUCCGCGAGGCGUUUACGCUCUUUGACACCGACAAGGACGGCUCGAUCGACUUCCACGAGCUGCGUGUCGCGAUGCGUGCGCUUGGCUUUGAGCUGCCCAAGAAGGAGAUCCAGGAUUUGCUGAGUGCCAACGACGCCAGCGGCCAAGGGCUGAUGCAGCGUGCCGCAUUUGAGCAAGCAAUGUCGCAGCUAGUUGCGCAGCGUGACCCCCGCGACGAGAUUGCGCGCGCGUUUGCGCUCUUUGACGACCACAGCACCGGCCGGAUCGGGCUGCGCGAGCUGAAGCGCGUCGCAAAAGAGCUUGGCGAGAACCUUACCGAUGACGAGCUGCAAGCUAUGAUUGAUGAGUUUGACCUCGACCAGGACGGCACGAUUGACCGCAACGAAUUCGAGCAGAUCAUGCUCGGCGAGCCGUAG
Messenger RNA from Malassezia japonica, 570 nucleotides. It is a transcript of the gene CDC31, whose product is annotated as Calcium-binding component of the spindle pole body (SPB) half-bridge. The transcript has 3 exons. The record is from RefSeq and is a predicted model, not a curated record. NCBI's taxonomy places the organism in Eukaryota, Fungi, Basidiomycota, Malasseziomycetes, Malasseziales, Malasseziaceae. Bases 1 to 570 code for a protein of 189 amino acids. Gene Ontology annotation, cellular component: half bridge of spindle pole body; mitotic spindle pole body. Gene Ontology annotation, biological process: spindle pole body duplication. Gene Ontology annotation, molecular function: microtubule binding; calcium ion binding.